Salmo salar (Atlantic salmon) is the source of this 4145-nucleotide messenger RNA. RefSeq names its product ligase III, DNA, ATP-dependent (gene lig3). The record is from RefSeq and is a predicted model, not a curated record. Gene Ontology annotation, molecular function: DNA binding; ATP binding; DNA ligase (ATP) activity. Gene Ontology annotation, biological process: lagging strand elongation; DNA biosynthetic process; double-strand break repair. Gene Ontology annotation, cellular component: DNA ligase III-XRCC1 complex; nucleus. Lineage: Eukaryota; Metazoa; Chordata; Actinopteri; Salmoniformes; Salmonidae.
CCAUUUCUGUCUGCAUACCCGCACAUGCGCAAAAACCAGGAAACGCAGGCGAACAAAGAGGAAGCGUGGUAGCUCGCUAGGACUUAAAGGGAACUGAGUGUUGCCUUUUCAAUGAUUGUGUAGCCUAUAGCUAGCUGCUAGCUAGUAUAAGCGAACCUCGUUUGUAAUAUUUAAGCUAAUGAGCCUCCUCCCCCACUUUAAAACAAGAUAUCACCAAACCAUAUUGGAUGCAGAGAUUCUGUAUUUCAUUGGCACUUAAGACUGUCUACAAUAUACAUUUUGGGAAACUGUGUAGGUGUCAACCCACCUGGAAACUGUUUGUCGCUUAUCCCUUAUCUGCAAACUUCCAAAUUCUACCCCAUUGUAGGGGCAUCCUCCCCUAUCCCUUGGACUGCCAACAGUGCACCCAGCCCCCUUGGAAUCGCAGUCUUUCACUAGAUUCCAAUUUCAAGGUUUGCUGGCGUCACUAUUGUACUAACCAGACAGACAUGGCUGAACAGAGAUACUGUGUAGAGUAUGCCAAACGUGGCACUGCGGGAUGUAAGAAGUGUAAGGACAAAAUCAUGAAGGGCUUGACCCGCAUCGGGAAGAUUGUGCCUAACCCGUUCAGUGAGUCCGCCGGGGAGAUGAAGGAGUGGUACCAUGUGAAGUGUAUCUUUGAGAAGCUGGAGCGGGCCCGUGCCACCACUAAGAAGAUCGAGGACAUCACAGACCUGGAGGGCUGGGAGGAGCUGCAGGAUGAGGACAAGGAGCUCAUCAACAAACUUGUUGAAGACUUGAUGGCCAAAGCUAACGCGAGCCCAAAGAAGAAGGUGCAAGCCAAGCUGAACAACAGUGGUCAGCUGUCUGCUCUGCCUGCUGACCCUUCUCUGAAUGCACCACGGAAGUUCUCUGGCUUCACAGCUACUAAGGCUGGGAGCUCAGGCAGCCCAGGCCCCUCCCCAGCCAAACCCAACCAAGGCAGUCCUCUUUCCGCACAGCUCUGUGACCCCAAACACAAGGAUAACCUGCUCCGGGAGUUCCGCAAGCUCUGUGCCAUGGUGGCAGACAAGAAUAGCUACAACAUCAAGACACAGAUCAUCCACGACUUCCUGAAGAAAGGCUCAGGGGGAGAUAAAUUCAAGGGAGAUGUGUACCUGACGGUGAAGCUGCUUCUCCCAGGGGUGGUGAAGAGUGUGUACAACCUCAACGACAAACAGAUAGUCAAGCUAUUCAGCCGCAUCUUCAACUGCAACCAGGAGGAGAUGGUGCGAGAUCUGGAACAGGGGGAUGUGUCGGAGACAGUGAGGAUGUUUUUUGAAGAAGGCAAGUCUUUCCCGCCGGCCGCCAAGAGUCUGCUCACGAUUCAGGAAGUGGAUGCGUCCCUUACCCGUCUGGCCCAGUUAACCAAGGAGGAUGACCAGCAGAAAGAGCUAGAGGACAUAUCCAAAAAAUGCACCGGCAAUGACCUGAAAUGUAUCAUCAGACUCAUUAAGCAUGAUCUAAAGAUGAACUCUGGAGCUAAGCAUGUCUUGGAUGCAGUGGACCCGAAUGCCUACGACGCUUUCAAGGCCUCCCGUAACCUAGGGGACGUGAUAGAGCGUGUGCUGAGGAACCAGCAGGACGCCACCAACGGCUCAGGCCCCAGGAAGCUCCUCACUAUUGAAGCCUCCCUCAUGACCCCAGUGCAGCCUAUGCUGGCUGAGGCAUGCAAGUCCAUCCAGUACGCCAUGAAGAAGUGCCCCAACGGCAUGUACUCUGAAAUCAAGUACGACGGCGAGCGUGUGCAGGUCCACAAGAAUGGAGACCACUUCAGCUACUUCAGCCGCAGCCUUAAACCUGUUUUGCCACACAAGGUGGCCCAUUUUAAAGAGUUCAUCCCUCAGGCCUUUGUUGGUGGCAACAGCAUGAUCCUGGAUGCCGAGGUGCUCCUCAUCGACACCAACACCAGCAAGCCACUGCCCUUCGGGACACUGGGGGUGCACAAGAAAGCAGCCUUCGAAGACGCCAAAGUGUGCUUGUUUGUGUUCGACUGCAUCUAUUUCAACGGCGUGAGCCUGAUGGAGAAGCCCCUGUACGAACGAAGGAAGUUCCUCCAUGACAACAUGGUGGAGGUUCCCAACAGGAUCCUGUUCUCCGAGAUGAAGCACGUCACUAGGGCGGCUGACCUGGCCGAGAUGAUCACACGGGUCAUCAGAGAGGGACUGGAGGGGCUGGUCCUCAAAGACCUCAAGGGCACCUAUGAGCCAGGGAAGCGCCACUGGCUGAAGGUAAAGAAGGACUACCUGAACGAGGGAGCAAUGGCUGACACAGCAGACCUGGUGGUGCUGGGAGCCUUCUAUGGCAAAGGCUCAAACGGCGGGAUAAUGUCCAGUUUCUUAAUGGGCUGCUAUGACCCCAACUCUAAGAAGUGGUGCACCGUGACCAAGUGCUCCGGAGGCUACGAUGACGCCAUGUUGACCCGACUCCAGAAGGAGCUGGACAUGAUCAAAAUCAGCAAGGAACCCAGUAAAAUCCCUGGCUGGUUGAAAAUCAUCAAGAACUAUUACCCUGAUUUUAUUAUCCGCGAUCCCGAGAAAGCGCCGGUGUGGGAGAUCACGGGGGCGGAGUUCUCCAAGUCGGAGAUGCACACCGCCGACGGCAUAUCCAUCCGCUUCCCCCGCAUGACGCGUGUCCGUGACGACAAGGACUGGAAGAGUGCAACCAACCUGAUGCAGCUCAAAGAGCUCUUCCGCAUCUCCAAGGAGAGGUGUGACUUUGAGGUGACAGCCGGGCCCUCCAAAGGAGGUGAGGAUGACAAGGGCUCUUCAGGAGACAGUGGGAGCAACUCUCCACCCUCCACCUCCCAGAGGCCAGUCACGCCCAGAAAGACCAGCACAGGCAACAGCAAUACCCCCAAAGCUAAGGCAGUGAAGACGGAGCCUCCCUCCCCUGUUCUAGCAACCAAGAGGAAAAUGCCCUCAGAAGGGCCCAGCGCAAAGAAGGUAAAGACUGAAACUGUCCAUCACAGUAAUGGACAAAGCAAGAAUGGACAAAGCAAGACUAAGAUGACCCCCUCCAAGUUGGUAGAACCCAGGAAUGACAAGACUUUCUGCUCUCCCCAGACUCUACUGGACAUUUUCAGUGGGGUGAAGCUUGUCCUGCCAGACUCUGUGCAGGACCACACCAAGCUGCGGCGCUACUUUCUGGCCUACGACGGGGACCUGGUGCCGGAGUAUGACGCCGCCUCGGCCACACACACCCUGACUGAGCCCGAGGAGGACAGCCAUGCCCAGAGAGUCACCCCCGGCUGGAUCUGGGAGUGUAUCCGCAAGAGACGGGUGGUGCCUCCCUGCUGAUGAACAUUAAUUACAACCCCCCAGCUGAACACUGGUGCGAUUUUGAAGUGUGUUGGCUUAACAAACAACGGACCAUUAUACGCUGAUCAUGUUUUACAGCCGAGCUUGAUGCAAGCUAAAACCGAUAUAAACUUAGUUGAAUGUUGCUAUGAAUGACAUAACCACAAGGACACAGGACCAGAUCAUGAGAUAUUAUGAUGGUCAUGGCAGAGUAUGAUUAGAGUUUUAAGAAAGAUAUAGGCCUAACUACGUCAGGCUAGGAGUAGUAUCUGUCUACUAUGGGCUGAGUAAUGUUUCCAUCCAUGGAUCUUUCUAUUUAUUUUGUUUCCAGUCCUUUUUCGUAUCCAAGUAGCAUUGGUUCAAAUAAACCAUAAUUACUUAAGUUAGUCUUUUUCAGUUUGGUUUCUGCAAUUGUGUGCCCAUGCUGUGUGAACGGGUUAGGUCCAGCUGACCUACCUCAAGGCCAAGGUUCUCACUUCAAACGGGGUUCCUUUGAUCGAGUGUGUAGUGUAGAUAACAAUACUAUUAGGAAGAGUUUAAACAUGUCAUAUGGACAUGUCCAAUGAUACAAAUCAUGAAAUUAGACUGUCAUAGUAUCUAGGAGAGGGCUUCUUCUAACAAUGCAUGUUCUCCACAUGAAAUGCAAGAUGGAGGGGGAGACUAGCAGGACACUGUCACCUUUUUUUUUAUGGCCAAGUGGAACACUAAAUUGAGGUUUGUUAAUUUUGUAAACCAGAGUGCAACCAGGUGACAAUCUGUCAGAAAUAUCCUUUAAUUCACACAAUAACUUUGAUGUGCUAAUGUUUAAAAUAAACUGGUUUGAAUAUC